AUGUCGGAUACCACUCUUGUGUCACAUUUCGAUUCAAACAGAAUUGCUAAAGAUGCUAUCACGGAUAAAGGAAAUACUUUGGGCCCGGAAAGACCUAUUACUUCAUUUGGUGACAUCGAAACUUCCGCAACUAACGGUUCCCCACCUGUCUGCUUGGUCGAGCUCAAUACAUCGAAGCACUUCAAGGACCAAAUUAAUCUGAUCGAUCCUGAUCUUAUUAAUGUGACAGUAGACUCAAAGCCCUAUAAAGAGUCAGAAAAUAUGCUUAUACAUGAAAAGGACUCUGGAGCUGCCAUUGAACCCACUUUGGUCGUUUCGUCUAUUGAAAAUAUUCCUGCUAUCGUUACUGAUACAACUCCCAGCAGUUCAACAUCACCUCCUGUCAUACCAACGUCGUUGUCACUAUCAUCCCUUAAAUGUGCACUCAAUGACGAUAAUUUGGGAACAAACUGUUCUGACAAGCUGGAUUCGUCCAUUGAUAUCAGUGUAUCUCCAGCCCGAGAAUUCCGUGACAAAAUUCAGGAUCAUAUACAAGGAACCACUUCCCCAGCUGAAUCAGCAAGGACGGGCGACACUUUCCCUACCUCUACGGGUGAAAAUAUCAGUGCCUCGCCACCAACCUGUCAUCCUAGAGAAAAUAUAUCUAAAAUGGCCAUUUCGAUCACUGAGGACAAAGUUCCUGACAGUUCCUUGGUAGUUUUUGAUCUACACAAUGCUUUUUAA
Molecule: messenger RNA, 723 nt
Organism: Protopolystoma xenopodis
Lineage: Eukaryota; Metazoa; Platyhelminthes; Monogenea; Polystomatidea; Polystomatidae
Source: the annotation of a GenBank genome assembly